Messenger RNA from Penicillium malachiteum, 600 nucleotides. RefSeq lists its product as uncharacterized. The transcript has 5 exons. Gene Ontology annotation, molecular function: GTPase activity; GTP binding. Gene Ontology annotation, biological process: small GTPase-mediated signal transduction. The record is from RefSeq and is a predicted model, not a curated record. NCBI's taxonomy places the organism in Eukaryota, Fungi, Ascomycota, Eurotiomycetes, Eurotiales, Aspergillaceae. The coding region runs from base 1 to 600 and encodes 199 amino acids.
AUGGCGCAACAACAAGGUGAUAAUGUGAUGCGGAGAAAGUUGGUGAUUAUCGGCGAUGGUGCUUGCGGGAAAACUAGUUUGCUGAGCGUGUUUACACUCGGCUACUUCCCAACUCAUUAUGUACCCACAGUUUUCGAAAACUACGUGACGGAUUGUCGAGUCGAUGGUCGUUCGGUACAGUUGGCUCUAUGGGAUACUGCUGGGCAGGAAGACUAUGAGCGAUUGCGACCAUUAGCAUACUCGAAGGCCCACGUCAUUCUAAUUGGAUUCGCCGUGGACACACCCGAUUCGCUGGAGAACGUGAAACAUAAGUGGAUCGAAGAAGCGAAUGAACGAUGCCCCGGUGUACCCAUAAUCCUCGUCGGUCUCAAGAAAGAUCUUCGAGAAGACCCUAUGGCGAUCGAAGAGAUGCGCAAAAAGUCACUGAAGUUCGUCACCGCUAAAGAAGGCAGCGAGAUCGGUACAAGCAUUGGAGCCCGUAAAUAUCUUGAAUGCUCCUCUUUGACCGGCGAAGGUGUCGACGACGUCUUCGAAGCAGCUACCCGCGCUGCUCUCUUGACCUUUGACAAGCGGAAAACCUCUUGCUGUGUGGUUCUAUGA